UUGUAUAUUCAGUUUUGAUUUAAUGAUUUCUCUUUUUACGUGUUGUCUUAAAUAUCAAAGAACAAGUGUAUUCAUUGGUCGCUGGAAUGAACUUGAACUUUGAGCGAUAAAGCGCGAUCACAGCGCCGUACGAUACUAUUUGCUGUAAUCCGUGAUCACUAACGCAGUGGAUAGUAUGCUUGAUACGUUCUAGCUAAGGAAAGUUCGACGUUCGUAAAUCCGAAAUAUAAGCCAACUUACUACUGGCAAUGGAGAUUCAAAUACUGACCGCUAAGUCAUCAAAAUUCGUGACCAAUGUAUCCGUAAAACCAACUACAACAAUAAGAGAAAUUAAAGAAGAAUUGUAUAAAUUAAAGAAAGCACCACAAAUUGAAAGACAAAGUUUAAGAGCAGAUGCCAAAGGAAAAGCAUUAUCUGAUUCUGAAACUUUAAAAAAUUUAUCUAUUUCUGAUGGUGGGAAACUGUAUCUAAAAGAUCUUGGACCACAAAUUAGUUGGAAAACUGUAUUUUUAAUGGAAUAUGCAGGUCCAUUAGUUUUAUAUCUAUGGAUAUAUAAGCGUCCAUGGAUUUUUUAUGGUGAUGCUAGCACAUUCACCAUUGAUAACACGGUUCAUGUGGCAGCUGUCUGUUGGUCAAUACAUUAUGCAAAGCGACUUCUGGAAACAUUAUUUGUACACCGAUUUAGUCAUGCAACUAUGCCACUGCGCAAUCUUUUCAAAAAUUGUACAUACUAUUGGUUAUUUGCUAUGUAUGUAGCAUACCAUGUGAAUCAUCCUCUGUAUACAGCUCCAUGCCAAUGUCAAUUUAUUACUGGUCUAGUAACAUUUGCUCUUUGUGAGGCUGGUAAUUUGAGUAUUCAUUUAGCUCUAAGGAACUUGAGACCACCAGGUACUACUGUAAGGAAGAUACCUGUACCCACUUCAAAUCCUUUUACUAUGCUUUUCAAUUUUGUAUCAUGCCCAAAUUAUACUUAUGAAGUUGGUAGCUGGAUUGGAUUCACUAUCAUGACUUCAUGUCUUCCAGCUGGUCUCUUUACCUUUGCUGGUGCAUAUCAAAUGACUAUUUGGGCAUUAGGAAAACAUAAAGCAUAUAAGAAAGAAUUCUCUAAUUACCCAAAAAGUCGAACAUCAAUUAUUCCAUUUAUUCUUUAAAUAUUGCGUUAAUUUUAAUUUUAAUUUAGGGAUACAAUAUUGGUAAUUGCUAUUAAGAUACUAUUUGUUUUAUUUUGUUAUUGAUUAUUCUUUAAAUAAAUAAUUUAUAACAGA
Messenger RNA from Megachile rotundata (alfalfa leafcutting bee), 1265 nucleotides. Its product is annotated as trans-2,3-enoyl-CoA reductase Sc2. Gene Ontology annotation, molecular function: oxidoreductase activity, acting on the CH-CH group of donors; protein binding. The record is from RefSeq and is a predicted model, not a curated record. Lineage: Eukaryota; Metazoa; Arthropoda; Insecta; Hymenoptera; Megachilidae. Gene Ontology annotation, biological process: very long-chain fatty acid biosynthetic process.